CCGAGGAGGUGAGUGGAUCCUUCUCACGGUAGGAAACGACAGAAGUCGAGAAGCCUUUAAGCGCCUUGACAGGUGAAGGUUGAGCGGCUUCCUGUCCUCGCAAGCGCCUGGCUUCCGGAGGCUGGGGACGUUGUCGACUCCAUGCCAGGCUGGGGGUGAACGCCUGCUCUUCAGAAAUUAUUUAUUUAUGUAUACAGUGUUCUGCCUGCAUGUACACCUGCAUGCCAGAAGAAGGCACCAGAUCUUGUUAUAGUUGGUUGUGGCCCUCCUGUAGUUGCUGGGAAUGAACUCAGGACUUCCUUUAUGUGGAUUCCAGGAUCCAAGUUACAUUGUCAGCACUUUGCCUGGUAGAAUCGGGCUGAUUGCUGAAGCUUUUUUAUCAGCCCAGGGAAAUAGUUACCUUUUGACUUUUUACUUACAAUGGCUUCCAUUCACAAAUUACUGACUGGUACUUAUAUUCAUAGAAAGUUCCUGAAGCCAAGGACUGCAUUGCACCCAUUUGUGGGUGUUCGCUUUGUAGGCUAUUCUUCCAGUAAUCUUCAGAAACAAGUGGCUCCUGCCGACAGCGCUUCCCAGCAGAGAAAGACUGAAGAGGGUGUUCAAGGACAUCACCACAAAGAGGUUGCUGUGGAUAUAACUUCUUCUGACAAGAAACCUGAACUUAGUUUUGAAAAAGCAAUUAGAGAGGAAAUAGUGGGACAUUUUAGGCGUUUGAAGGAUGAAAUUGUGGCUCAUUUGAUAGGUCCAGAAGGCCGCCCACUACAGGAGGUCAUAAUGGAACAAGCCAAGGUUGUCUGGAAGUUUCGUGGAAAAGAAGAUUUGGAUAAGUGGAUAGUGACGUCUGAUAAGACAAUUGGAGGCAGAAGUGAAAUAUUCUUGAAAAUGAGCAAGAACAACCAAAGUGCCCUCCUUUAUGGAACUCUGAGCUCUGAGGCACCUCAAGAUGGGGACAGUAGCCAAAGUGGAUACUGUGCGAUGAUAUCCAGGAUUCCAAGGGGUGCCUUUGAAAGGAGGCUGUCUUACGAUUGGUCCCAGUUCAAUACGCUAUAUCUCCGGGUCCGUGGGGACGGCCGGCCUUGGAUGGUGAAUAUCAAACAAGACACAGAGUAUAUCCAGAGGAAAAAUCAGAUGUACAGUUACUUCAUGUUCACCCGUGGUGGGCCCUACUGGCAGGAAGUCAAGAUUCCUUUCUCAAAAUUUUUCUUCUCAAAUCAAGGAAGGGUACGAGAUACCCAGCACCCACUUGUUCUGGACAAGAUCUCUUCUAUAGGAUUCACCCUGGCUGACAAGGUGGAUGGACCAUUCUUUCUGGAAAUAGAUUUUAUUGGUGUGUUUACUGAUCCAGCCCAUACAGAAGAAUUUGCUUAUGAGAAUUCUCCUCUUUUACAAAGACUUUCCAGAUAGAGAACUGAACUGGGGACAGAUUUGAGUAAACUAAGUAGAGUGGUGAUCACAAAAUAUAGACCAAGUAAAGCCUUUCUCUCUACCACCUCCCUCCAGCCUUUUUCUGCUGUGCUGAGAGCUGAAAUGGAGUGCAGGGCCUCAUGUAUGCUAGACAAAUAGGAGCUAUGCGCCUGUCCCCAAAUGAGCAUUUGUUUAAUGGUAAUGAAUGUUGCUAUAUAUCCCUUAAUGUUAAAUGCUGUUGCUUAGAGAGAGAAGGUCAGUGGGAACCCACAUGAAACCAGAGCUGAGCUUUAGCUAACAGAGCCACAAUGUAAGGAACACGUUUGCCAGGUAAGUUGCUACAGGAGCAUGUCCUAUGUAAGGAGACAGUUUUCAAAUUGGUGUCUUUGGGGCAACUGUGGUUGAUCGUUGAUCGUAUACCACUCCACCCUUCUGUUUCCUGACUGGCCUUUGAGGAAAGGAGCCUGCUAAAUAGUGUGAAGAUAACUAUGCCAUGGAAGUCACUGGGAAAUGGGAUACCUAUGUAGAGAGCUUGCCUUCCAACGACAUCUGCUUAGUAGUUAUUUCAUCUUACAUACCUGUUGCUGAUGGGAGAGAGACUAUGGUUGCUGACGAGCCCCAUUCAUUAAAAAAAUGUCACAGAGGGGCUGCAGAGAUGGCUCCACAGAGUUCCCAGGUUCCAUUCCCAGCACCUGCAUGGCACCCCAGAAGUGUCUCUUCCAGGGGAUCUGAUGGUCUCUUCUGGCCUUCAUGGUCUCCAGUCUCACCUGUGAUGCACAGACAUACAGGCACUCAAAACACCCAUAUGUAUUAAAUGAAAGGCAUUUAAAGGCUUGUUUUUAUUUUAUGUGCAUUGCUGUUUUCCCUGCUUGUAUUGUCUGUGCACCAUGUCUGUGCAGGUCCAUAAAAGCCAGAAGAGGGUGCUGGAUCCCUUGGAGCUGGAAUUACAGACAGUUGUGAGAUAGAACAGCACCCUAGGAGACAAAAUUUCAAAUAAGAUAUUCAAGGAAAGAACAUUUUUAGCAUCUUGCCCAGUAUCCAUUUAAUAUAUUUGCAUGUUAUUACUCUUAAAUUUUUGACAGUUUUAUUUAGGUAUAAUUCAUGCAAUAUAAAAUUAGCCUAUCUAUGUAUAA
This is a messenger RNA of Psammomys obesus (fat sand rat), 2537 nucleotides long. It is a transcript of the gene Ndufaf1, whose product is annotated as NADH:ubiquinone oxidoreductase complex assembly factor 1. Lineage: Eukaryota; Metazoa; Chordata; Mammalia; Rodentia; Muridae. Gene Ontology annotation, biological process: mitochondrial electron transport, NADH to ubiquinone; mitochondrial respiratory chain complex I assembly. Gene Ontology annotation, cellular component: mitochondrion. The transcript is spliced from 6 exons. The record is from RefSeq and is a predicted model, not a curated record. The coding region runs from base 421 to 1404 and encodes 327 amino acids.